Messenger RNA from Pteropus alecto (black flying fox), 6347 nucleotides. RefSeq names its product keratin 80 (gene KRT80). The record is from RefSeq and is a predicted model, not a curated record. The transcript has 15 exons. Gene Ontology annotation, biological process: keratinization; intermediate filament organization. Gene Ontology annotation, molecular function: structural constituent of skin epidermis. Gene Ontology annotation, cellular component: keratin filament. Bases 2880 to 4520 code for a protein of 546 amino acids. Lineage: Eukaryota; Metazoa; Chordata; Mammalia; Chiroptera; Pteropodidae.
GGGCUGACUGGACCACCCUCCACCCUGCUCCUACUAUCAGCAGUCCCCUGAGGGAUGUACUCUGCCUCAGCACCUUUGUCGGCCCCAACUUGCUGCCUGCCUGAUACCCGCACGAGGACCACUUCCAAUAAGACCCAGACACAUUAUGCAGGCCUGGCUUCAGACUGGCCUUUCACAGAUGACCACCUUGGAGACACCCCACAUCUCGCUACAUCAGGAGAUCUCCAAAGGUGCUGGCGGAAGGAGAUGGAAGGAUGGGGAGGGAAAGGAUGCAGCUACCUACACAUGGUAGGUCCUGAUAAAUGAGUGCUAAGUGCACAAAGUUCCACUACUGAGCUCCUUCUGUAUGCUGGGCAUUAUGCCCGGUGUUAGGGUUAUAAAGAUGAACGAACCAUAAGCUGCCAUAGCUCAAGCUUCAGUUCUCAAGAUCCAUCCUGAGAGCCUCCUGUGUGCCCUGUAUGGGCACUGCAGACCCCUGGAUGAGGGACAUCCCAGCAUGUGGGGUGUUCUGCAGGCUGGUGGCUACCCUCCUGGUUGCAGCUUCAGGGCUGACCUGUCAGCUGGCACAGUGCCCAGCAUCAUCCUGGGCCGCUGCCAUCCUGGCAGGCUCACAGAGGCUGGGCACUGAUCGCUCAACAGGGAGCAGAAUAUGGUUUCGGUUUAUUAUCAAGGCAGAUAAAGGCAGUGGCUGAAGCUCAGGGAGCGGUUUGGGCUUACAAAUAAGAAUCUCCAGAUGCCCUACCACUCCCUGGUCCUGCCUUUGUCAGCCACCCCAGCUUUCUAGUCCCUCCUUGUUCUUCUCUGAAAGCAGCCCCAGGGAGGGGACACCUCCUAAAUAGCUGUGUACAGUGCCAGGACUGGAAAGAUGAGGAGGCUAGAACAAGGGGUAGCUGGCCUGGAGGCAGAGACUGAAUGGCAAGAGAUCCUAGAGUUCAAAAGCAUUGGACUGGGAGACAGAGGGGACCCGGAAUGUGAGGAAAAUACCCAGUCACCACUCUGCCUCAUUUAUCUUUGUAUUUGCCCCAUUACUCAGCACCCAGGAUCAGGCACCCAGGAGAGAUACAGAAGGCAUUUCCUGAAUGAAGGCACACAGGACAGGAAGCAGGCCUGGCAAACGUGCCGAAACGCCACUGGCAUGCACGAAACACACAGCCAGGCACGAGCUGGGGAUCCCCAGGUAGGCUGGGCCUAUCCUAAACCUGGGCCAGGGAAACCAACGCCCACCUGCUCUAUCCAGAUUGUACACUGAAGGAAAGGGAGGACCAUCAAUCUUCUUACCCACCUAAGGCAUUGGGCCGUGGCAGGAAGUCAUCAGAGUUCUCACCCACACUGAGUGGGAACCGAAGGAGCAGGAUGCCAGGCAUCCAGUGAUGUUACAGGGAACCAGAGGCAAAGGAGAGAGACUUAAGGCGAAGGGAGAGGAACUGAGAUUUCUGUCCCUGGACCAUGUAAGUCAACCAGGAGAGGGCUUCCGAGUCCCAGAGGGUACAAGAUGCCAGUUCGCACCUCGGGUCUUCAAGCUCACGCCCCACUGGAAGCCCCAAGGUUUGUUUCUGAGUAUACCCAGGAGAGGUUUGGAGACUGCCCAGGUACUUCAACAACCAAAAAGGGACUGAAAUUUUUACCCACUCACCAUCUUCCCUCUCCUGACCCUGCCAGGCUUCCUGCUUCCUGGGGAGCCUAAACCCCCAGGUAGUCCAGUUUCAUUAAACAAGGCCAGAGAGAGUCAUGUCAAGUCUUCGGUGAGGGUAGAGAGGCAGGGCUCUGAACAGUUGACCCCCAAAAGAGGCAUGGGUGGACCUAGGGGAGGAGAGGAGAAGGGAAGUGAGGGGGUGAGGCUGGGUGCUUCUGUGGAGCUGUGUUUGUUUGGGGCCUUUUGGCUGUUCUUCCUGUUUGGCAGCCAGAGCUAUGACAGCCAAAGACACCUCUCAGACUGCACCCAAGAGAGACUGCCAGGCCAGAAAGGAAGCAACAGGCAGGAUCUACUUCCCAACCUCAUCUAGAGCCCCAGGGAGCAUGCCCUUCAUGCCCCAAAGAGUCCAGGCUGCCCCCAAGGAAGGCUACCCAGUACAUGAGCCCCAGGGCCAGCCCUGAAAUGUCAGGCUUGAAGUCAGGGACUCAGCAAUUCAUUGCGACCUGUCUAAACUCAGGGGUUGAUGGAGGUCAAUGGAAGUCAGCAAGAAACAGCAGACUUAAGUUAUGCAGAGGUGCUUUGGAGAAUUGGGCAUCCAGCUUAAAGAAAAUUAGGAGCUGACAGUGAGCCCUGAACAGUAAGAAGAGAACUUUCUCUUCUAUCCAUUACCCUUUCCAAGGGUCACCAGGCUCAGAGGCUAACAUAAGAGGAAGGGACUCAUAGCUCCAACUGUCUAGGUUCAAUCCAUCACUGAUAAAUUGUAUGACCUUCAACAGUAACUUAAUCCCUCUAAAUUCAGUUUCCUCCUCUAAAUUGAGGCUGAUGAGAAUUAAAGCAUCUACCUCAAAUGGCAUUUGUCAUGAAGAUUAAGGGAGCUAAUUUGUGUAAAGCAUUUGAGACAUACCUGACAGACUGGCUGUUAUUUUUGUCACCGGCAGGGCCCACACGCCGUAGCCUGCCCUCCCGUUCCCCACAGAGUACACAGGGGUAGCUGGGGUGGGGGAGAGCAGGACUCUGAGUUUGACCACAUGCUAUUCAGAUAUCAAGUCAGGGAGGCUGGGGUGGACCAUGCGAGUGGGUGCCGAAUGGGGGCAGCACAUGUCAGAAGUGGAGACAGACACCACUGCAGUGACCUGAUCAUCCCAGAAGUACCUCACCAGCCCAGCCCCAGCAUCAGAGCCUGAAAUCUAGCCUCAGAAUAGACUCAUGGCCUCAGUACAGAUUUCUGUGCCCUAGUGAGCCAGAGAUGCCCACUAUGUGGGGAAAGAAGUCUGACCUGGGAGGCAGGAGGCCUGGAAUGGGCAAUGCGACCCCAGCAGUGGCUCCCAUCUCCAGCCUGUCUCUUCCUCCAGUCCCAGAGGGGGCUGAGAUCUCUUCCAUCCCUGAUCACCUGAGACUCUCUCAGAUACUCUCCUCUCUCUGCUGUGACUCCACCACCCAGAGUGGUGUGCCAGGUCCAGGGAGGGCACACAGAACCAACCAGCCAGGGCAAGAAUAUCCAGAGACAUCAUGCCAGGGAAGAAGGAAGAGGCGGGCCCAGAAGAGCCAACAGCUCCUUAGAAGUGGAAGAGUGGGACCUCUUGAACUUUGGGAAGGCUGGCACGGCACCCAGGCCGGCCGUCUUACACUCGGGAGCCCAGGGCCAGUGCUUGCGUCAUCUUCUCCAGAAGUAUGUGAGCCCAGAUACGUCAGCCUUCAGGUGACUGUGAACCCCAGCCUGCUGGUGCCCCUGGACCUCAAGGUGGAUCCAGCCAUCCAGCAGCAAAAGAACCAGGAAAAGGAGGAAAUGAAGGUCCUCAAUGACAAAUUUGCCUCCCUGAUUGGCAAGGUGCAGGCCCUGGAGCAGCGCAACCGGCUGCUGGAGACCCGCUGGAGCUUCCUGCAGGGCCAGGGCUCUACUGCCUUUGACCUUGGGCACCUCUACGAGAAGUAUCAGGGCCGGCUGCAGGAGGAACUGCGCAAAGUGAGCCAGGAGCGGGGACAGCUGGAGGCCAACCUGCUGCAGAUGCUUGAGAAAGUCGAGGAGUUUCGAAUCAGGUAUGAAGAUGAGAUCUCCAAGCGCACAGACAUGGAGUUUACCUUCGUCCAGCUGAAGAAGGACCUGGAUGCAGAGUGUCUUCGACGGACCGAACUGGAGACCAAGUUAAAAGGCCUACAGAGCUUUGUGGAGCUGAUGAAAACCAUCUAUGAGCAGGAGCUAAAGGACUUGGCAGCCCAAGUGAAGGAUGUGUCAGUGACCGUGGGCAUGGACAGCCGCUGCCACAUCGACCUGAGUGGCAUCGUGGAGGAGGUGAAAGCCCAGUAUGAUGCCAUCGUGGCUCGCAGCCUGGAGGAGGCCAAGGCAUACUCCCGGAGCAAGCUGGAGGAGCAGGUUGCCUGCUCAGCUGAGUUUGGGAAAAGCCUCCAGAAUAGCCGCAGCGAGAUCGCUGACCUCAACGUACGCAUUCAGAAGCUCCGAUCCCAGAUCCUCUCCAUCAAGAGCCACUGCCUGAAACUGGAGGAGAACAUCAAAGAGGCCGAGGAGCAGGGGGAGCUGGCCUUCCAGGACGCCAAGGCCAAGCUGGCCCAGCUGGAGGAUGCCCUGCAUCAGGCCAAGAAGGACAUGGCGCGGCAGCUGCGCGAGUACCAGGAGCUCAUGAACACCAAGCUGGCCCUGGACAUCGAGAUCGCCACCUACCGGAAGCUGGUGGAGGGCGAGGAGAGCCGGAUGGACUUGCCUUCAGCAGCCAUGGUUAGCACUGUGCAAUCCAGAUCCAGAACUGUUGCUUCCAAGUCUCACCUCUCGAGAGCCCCCUCCCGGAAGAAGAAGAACAGCAGGGGCCAUGUGAUCAAAGUCACCGAAAUGUCAGAGAAGUUCUUCUUGCAGGAGUCAGAGACCUCAGAAUAAGGCAGCUGGACUCCAGGAGCCCCAUGUCACUCCGCUGCAGCAAGACUCAAGAAAACAGCUUGGGGCCUCUAGGUUGGGAGGGGAAACAAACCUGAUCCUGAACAGAGAGUUCGAAACAAUGAUUCUUCCUGGGGGUGCCAGGGGUGGGACAGGACUGUCACCAGCUAUUCAGAAUCACUGUGCUCCAUAUGAAUAUUCACAACCCCACCUGUCCAACCUCUGGCCAGAAGUUUCCUGACUGGAAAACUGGAAUUGGGGUCAGUUUUGUCUCUACCUCCUCAUUUCUCUGAGACUCCUCCCCUAACAGAGGGCUCUGACCAAGGUCCCUUUGACCCUUCUGCCCAACCCUUGCCCUAAACUCACAUCUCAAGUCUUGCCUUUGCCUCAGCCUCGAGGCCAGUGCCCUUGCUUGCCCAGCUCCAGCCGGCUGUGGACCAGAGGCUGAUGAGUUCUGCUUGGGCCCCUCCUCAUAUCUGAAGUCCCGUGGAGACUGGGUCCUGAGCGUCCCUGGCUGUCCUGCACCACCUGGGCUCCCCAGAGACCUGACAGGAGUGAAGGGAAGUGCCUCUCUGGGUAGUUGGGACCUGAGCCUGGACCUCUGAGAUCGGCCCAGACACCUGUGCUUCUUCCCUCCUCCCGCGGAGUCCUCCCAGCAGGUCACAGUCAGAAUUAGACAGGCUGCUCAGCCAGCUCCCAGAACCUUCUCCAGAAGCUUUUCGUGCUUUGAUGAGCUCCUUGGGGAGAAGGCUGAUGGCAGCCCGAGACCAGGCACGGGAAUCAGACCCUCCCUUCUCCUCCCUGCCGUCCUGGGGUUCACUACCCUACCCUGGAUCUCAGCUCUCUGCCCCCGACCCAGGUUUUUCCAAGCCCGAAACCUGACUUCGGUGCAUCAGGCCCUGUAGACCCCUAGCCCCAUCCCAGCCAUGAAACUGCAGGCCUAUUUCUCAUGAAUCGCUUCUCAGGGUCUCUGUUCUUCCCAUCAGGAUAAACAGCCUGGCCCUGCUCUCCUUUGCAUCCAUCAAGGAGCCCAGGAACACCCCAAACCUGCGGGUUAGAGCUCCUGCCUUUUCUUCCCCCUGUGCUCCCCUUCUUCCAUGUCCUCUCCCCUGUCUCUGGCAGGGCCAUGAAGAAGGCACAGUCCAGGCUGGUCUGGAAGCUUCUGAGCCCUUGAGUUCAUGCCGAGGCAUCCCAAUGACACCGAAGAGAAAUUCUGCAUCCAACAAGAUUUGGGGAUGGGAGGAGUGCUCUUCUUUUUUCCUCUUGGCUCUUACCUUUGGGGCUCACAGGGGGAUCCUGGCAGCUCUAGCCUCCCACUCCACAGCUACCUCCUCUCCUUCCCUCUUCUCUCCCUACGUGCCCCUUGCCUCCCCUCCUCUUCUAGCCCCAGUCUUUGAUUUAUUCAUCUCCUUUUCCAGGAGGCCUUGGCCCCUCCUAAGCCUCAAGCUCCUCCAGCCCUGUGUGGGGUUGCUGAAAGGCUACUACUGACUCUCUCAGGCUGGAGGGAAUUCAGACAUAUACUCAGCCCUGGAAGUCCCAAAGGAUGCUGAUUGCUGCUUUUUCUCCGCUAUUUAUUGGUUUCCAAGGGAGCAAAUCCUCAGUGGGGAUACAAGAUAUAUAAAAUAUAUGUAUAUUAUUUUUUCAUAACUUAUGUGGCUUUUAACUUAUUGCUUCCCUUCCUUUUUCUGCAUAAUCAGUGGUAUAUAUUAUACUAUCUGGAUAGACGACACAUACCCCAGCCCCUCCACCUGACCAGCUGACUAUUUGUGAGCAAGGCCCCCUUUCCCUGCCAAGGGAUGAAUAAAGUGUUAAGAUUUGUUCAUGGAUAAA